This is a messenger RNA of Geodia barretti, 630 nucleotides long. Lineage: Eukaryota; Metazoa; Porifera; Demospongiae; Tetractinellida; Geodiidae. The record is from the annotation of a GenBank genome assembly.
AUGCCCAUGGAUGUAGCGACGAAAAUUGCCCUGAUCAAACGGCUGGCCGGAGACAUCCACGGCCGCCUCUCCGCGAGCUCUGCGGAAGACCUGAACGCCCAGUCCGCGUGUUCUGAGUGGGACGUGGGAGCCGUCGCCGCUCACCUGGCCGGCGGCGCCGUCCGUCAGAAGGAGGCCAUGGUGAGAGGGCGGGCCGGCGAGGGCGGGCCACCCGAAGGCGAGAGUGUUCUCCCGACUCCGGACCAGGUGCAGGCGUCCAACGCCAGCACCGUGCAGAGCCGCACCGCUUGGGGCAACGAUCUGCUGGACGAUUUUAGCAAGAACUACGGGGACCUGGACGAAUUCCUUCACGGCUGGAGCGACUGGUCCAUCGGCUGCUGGCACCGCCGACGGGGUACCAUCACCGCCGAGAGUUAUGUCGAUCUCAGGAUCCAGGAACUGGUGAUCCACGACUGGGACAUGCGCGCCGGAGACACCGGCCAAGGGGAACUGGACCCCGAAGGCAUCGUGGCCCUGCUUCCCGCGUCGGAAAUGUGGUACCAACUCUGCUUCCGGCCCACCGCGCCGCUGACCACACCCGCCGUGUACCGGUUCGAGAUCGGCGGCGGCUGCCGACGGGGCGAACCUUGA